GCCUAGAGAUCUGGUGUCCUUCUCACGUUUUUAUUUAUUUUCAGCUUUUGAUUUAUUUGUUCAUUUGAUACGCUUUAGCAUUAAUUUUAAUGGGUGGGAGGCCAUUUUGUUCAUUGGGAUGAAUGCUGCGUUGAGGUUGGUUCAACCAUGCUCACCUCUCGGCUGCCUUCUCGGUUACAAAGCAAAAUUGGGAGUGAAGGGACUAUGGGGGGGCAUGGUAUGUGGAACAGCUUUGCAGACAUUGAUUCUGUUGUUCAUAGUUUACAGAACCAAUUGGAACAAGGAGGUGGAGCAAACAACAGAGAGGAUGCUGAAGUGGGAAGGACAACACAUUGAAACCGAGAAGACCAGUGAUGAUGUAUGAUGUUACUUCUCUUUGGGUUUCCUUGUAUGGAUGAAAUAAAAAACCUCUAAUGCUUUUGUGAUUUUGUUA
Molecule: messenger RNA, 433 nt
Organism: Vitis vinifera (wine grape)
Lineage: Eukaryota; Viridiplantae; Streptophyta; Magnoliopsida; Vitales; Vitaceae
Product: protein DETOXIFICATION 35-like
Exons: 3
Coding region: 119-364 (81 amino acids)
Source: RefSeq, a predicted model, not a curated record